Adineta steineri is the source of this 536-nucleotide messenger RNA. NCBI's taxonomy places the organism in Eukaryota, Metazoa, Rotifera, Eurotatoria, Adinetida, Adinetidae. The record is from the annotation of a GenBank genome assembly.
AUGUCAAACAAUACGACAACAAAUGUGAAAUCAACUAAACAUUUAGUUACUACUUAUUAUCCAUUAGUUUUAGUUAUUAAUGGUACUUUAUUAAAUGUUUUAAUAUUAAUUAUUCUUUAUCGUUCAACAUUUCGAAAUACAAAAAAACAACCAAUAAUACAUUAUAUGCGUGCAAUAGCUAUAUUUGAUAUAUUUAUGUUAUAUAGAUGGAAUCUUGAUCAUUAUCUUUCAUGUAAACAUGGAUUUAGACUUUUAACAUAUUCAAUAGCAACAUCUUGGCUUCGUGUAUUUAUGUGUUUUGAUCGAUAUAUAUCAGCUAGUCGUCUUCAUCGUCCAUGGUGUGGUCGUAAAAAAGGUGUUCUUAUAAUUAUUUCAUGCAUUAUUAUCCUUGUUGCUCUAUUCAAUUUCCAUUUUCUUAUUUUUGCUUGCUUUUAUCGAUCAAAUGGUACAAUUGAUCCUAAUGCACGAUUAUAUCAAAUUUAUCCAUUAUGGGAUAAUAUUAAUUUAGGUGUUUAUAAUUGUAUACCAUUUAUAUU